UUGAGAAAACUGAUGGAGCUAAAGAUGAUUUUAGUGGUCAUGAUGCUACUAGCAAUCACUUGCACUGUACAGUCAGCAGGGAAUUGCGAUAUUUUAAAACACCAGGACAGCCGCUUUGAAAGCUUUUGUUAUAUUCAUCCAGGAUUUUUGGGAGCAGUCAAGAAUAUAAACCUCUAUGCUCAGCAAUGCAGGGUUAAGGUGGUAAUUACAAGUUCCUUCAGGAAAGACAAUGGAAAGAAACUAGUAGGCGCCGUGUAUAAACCUGCAAAACGCAGCAACCAUUUCGUGGGUCACGCUAUCGACAUGAAUUUGACAGACGGGAAUCAUUUCUGCAAUUCGAGUUGUCUGCGCGACGAGAAGAACCACCCCAAAGGAGUCAAGUGCUUUAUCCAAAAGAUCAAGCAAGAUGCAAGCCUUCGCUGGGGGGGUGUCUUCUGGAAACCAGAUCCAGUUCAUAUCGAUGAUAAACUCAACUACAAAAAUGAGGCAGAGUACAAUCGACUUUUCCAGUCGCUUCAAACUAACUGUAAACAUCUUCCAGUGAGGGGCUGAGCAGUAUAAAGCAUGACGGGAUGAGAUAAAGUCUGACUCGAAUUUAAACAGUAGUGUAAAUGUUUGUCACCCCGAACAAAAACCUUUGCGUCCUGCCCAUAACCUGAGCAUCCAUGAUGAACUCGAUUCAU
This is a messenger RNA of Stylophora pistillata, 683 nucleotides long. RefSeq lists its product as uncharacterized. Lineage: Eukaryota; Metazoa; Cnidaria; Anthozoa; Scleractinia; Pocilloporidae. The record is from RefSeq and is a predicted model, not a curated record. Gene Ontology annotation, molecular function: peptidase activity.